Molecule: messenger RNA, 540 nt
Organism: Papilio polytes (common Mormon)
Lineage: Eukaryota; Metazoa; Arthropoda; Insecta; Lepidoptera; Papilionidae
Exons: 3
Coding region: 205-540 (111 amino acids)
Source: RefSeq, a predicted model, not a curated record
UGAUAAUUACAGAAAGAAACAUGGCAUAUAAUCGGUGUACAACUGCCGAUCUGUGACGAUGAGAGUCCGCGCAGUAACGCGCUAAGUGACGCAGUAGCUGCUGGCUACGUGGCGCAGCUGACGACGCUAGCAGCUGCUGUGCUCGGGCAGCCGCUGCGCUAUAAGAUCAUACUGCUGGGCUCCGCUAGUAAAAUACUAGAUAUCAUGCCUGAUCUACCAGAUCCUAAUAUCCCGUUGUUUGCUAGAGGCGGUGACGUCACGUUAUUCCGCUACGGCAUGUUCUUGCUGAACAAGUGCAUAGCUCAGCUGUUGUGGGGCAGAGGCCUGUCAGUCACCGACAUGAGGCCGACACUCAGCAACCUGCAGCGAUUGCUGAUCACACCGAGUAAUCUAUCGGACACAUCUAAGUUAUUCGGUACAUAUCGCUGGUUGGCGGACAGCGAGUGUCCUCGGACGCAGUCAUUAAGGAGUCUGGUCGCCUCAGAAAGAGGGAAAUAUCGACCUUUCAAUCGUUUCAAGGUCAGUUGUCUAUUUGUGUGA